CAUUGGGAGGGGUCGCGCAGGGCGGGACAUGGGUGACCGGAAGUGGGAACUGUGAGCGUCGCCGCCCGGGGCACCGAGGCCCGUGGCGCCGUCGGGGCCGCGGCGACGCACGCAUGGGGAAGGCUGGGCACUGGGCUGCGCACCGACGGCAAACCCGGACGCACGGGUUUUGCUGUGCGCGGGCUGUGCGGAACCGACUGGCCUCCCGCGGUGCGGGAACAUGAGGCUAGGCCCCGAGCCCGCUUCGGGCGUGGCGCACGGUGUGCGGGUCUGCUCUGCUUGCGGGUGAACAGCGCGGAGCCCCGGGACUCGGUGUGACCGAAGCCAGCGCUACUCUGUGCCCUCCUCUGCUGCCUCCCCUUCAUCGCUGUUGCCUGGAGCAGCCCGAGCGAGGCCGGUGGCGGAAGUCUCAUUUACCCCGGGGCGGGCCUUGCUGCCGACCUACCCUGAGUCCCCGCCCUCGCGCGGCUUAGUGGCAUCUCCCCGCAGCCCGUCCUUGUCGGAGGCAUGGUCUUCUGCCUGAGGAAGGAGGAGCCGCGCCUCCCGCUGCGAAGCGCCAUGGUCCACUUCCAGGCCUCGGAAGUCCAGCAGCUGUUACACAACAAGUUCGUGGUCAUCUUGGGGGACUCAAUCCAGCGGGCUGUGUACAAGGACCUGGUGCUCUUGCUCCAAAAAGACUCACUGCUCACAGCUGCCCAGCUGAAAGCCAAGGGGGAGCUGAGCUUUGAACAGGACCAGCUGGUGGCUGGGGGUCAGCUGGGUGAGUUGCACAAUGGGACACAAUACCGUGAAGUCCGCCAAUUCUGCUCGGGUUCUGGCCACCACCUUGUGCGCUUCUACUUCCUCACCCGAGUUUACUCCGAGUACCUCGAGGCCGUCCUGGAGGAGCUGACAUAUGGGCCUGCCCCGGACCUGGUGAUCAUCAACUCCUGCCUCUGGGAUCUCUCCAGGUAUGGCCGCUGCUCAAUGGAGAGCUACCGAGAGAACCUGGAGCGGGUUUUUGUGCGUAUGGACCAGGUGUUGCCAGACUCCUGCCUGCUGGUGUGGAACAUGGCGAUGCCCCUGGGGGAACGUGUCACUGGGGGUUUCCUUCUGCCAGAGCUCCAGCCCCUGGCGGGCUCUCUGCGGCGAGAUGUGGUUGAAGGGAACUUCUACAGUGCUACGCUGGCUGGGGACCACUGUUUCGAUGUCCUGGACCUCCACUUUCAUUUCCGGCAUGCAGUACGGCACCGGCACUGGGACGGUGUACACUGGGACCAACAUGCCCACCGCCACCUCUCACACUUGCUUCUGACCCAUGUGGCUGAUGCUUGGGGUGUCGAGCUCCCCAAGCGUGACUGUCCACCUGACCCAUGGACUGAGGAUUGGCCAGAGUCGGAUCAUCCAUUCCAGGGGAGCCAUGGGCAGCCCCCAGACUUCGGGGAGCAGCUGGCCUUACCCCCACCCUCCCCUCUGCCUCCUCCCAUGCCCUUUUCCUAUCCCUUUCCCCAGCCCUCACCGCCUCCCCUGUUCCCACCCCUGCCCCAGGAUGCCCCCUUUUUCCCAGGCCAGCCCUUCCCACCCAAUGAAUUCUUCAAUUAUAAUCCAACGGAGGACUUCUCAGUGCCACCCCACUUAGGAUGUGGCCCUGGAGUGAAUUUUGUGCCUGGCCCCCUGCCACCUCCAGUCCCUGGCCCUGUCUCCCAUGGUCAGCACCGGGGCCCAGUGGUCCACCGGGGGAUGCCACGCUGUGUUCCCAGUGGCCCCUACCAUGUGCCAAGGAUGAGGGCACCCUGCAGGCAGCGGGUCAGACACUCAGACAGACUGAUCCACAUGUACAAACUGGACAGGCGGCCUUCUGCCCAUUCGGGGACAUGGCCUGGAUAGACUGGAUCUUGGGCUGGGACUGGAUGUGCCAAUGGCCCUUCAGGGCCUGCUUGCCACCCAGGCACCAGGUCAGGGUGUCUGCUAUGGCUGACUUUGUUCUUGUCCAUUGCUGUCACCAAUAAAAGCAUGGAAGAACAGAGUGGCAUCUUCCUAGGUAAGGGUGUGGGUUCCCCAAACCGUGAUCUUAAGAGUUUGGGAGGCUGCCUCUAGAUUGUCUCCAACUUUGACCUUUCACCCCAUGCUAUUUAGAAAUCAACAAAUGUGUCCCUUCUACUAUCUCACAUACUAAUUUCCACCCUCACAGAAAGUGUGCUUAACAAAAAUCCUAGAGGGGUCUCCUGUUGCCAGCAGCAUUUUGGGAUUGAGAAAUAUCAAGGGCUGAGUUGAAAUUGUUAAUAUUUUGUAUGGAGUUUGGGAUUUGGCUAGUUCUUACAUAUAUUUCCCAGUCUCAUGCAUUCAUGUAUACACUCAACAUUCAUCUACUUCUGGAGAUAAACAUGUAUCUUACUUACCUUGCAUAAUUCUUGGAACAUGGUGGACACUCAGUAAUUGGAACUAAAUAAGAAGUUCCCAAAUCCAAGGGGGAGACUGAUUAGAAACCCAUUAUUUGAUCCAUAUAACAUGCAAUGGAAGCAAAGUGAACAUAAAUCAACUUCCUGGGGGUGGGGUGGAGGGUGUAGAGUAGGAGCCGAGGGAGAAUUCCAAGGAGAGGCUGUGCCAAACUCUGUAAAGAAGUUAGGAGUGUACAUCUCAGUUUAGACAAGUGGUCUUGCCCCUAGGUUCCUGACUACUAAGCAUUAAGGGAGGACUGUGGGCUGAACAGUGGCAGUGGGUGAAGAAUGGAGCAUGGUAAUGUGACAUGCAGCAGAGCUGAAGACCCACUAAAUAACCUUCAAGUAGAAUUGGAUGAAAGAGAGGGAUACAGAUUUCUUGUAUUGACUUCCCAUACUUGCUAUAGAAAACUUACCUUGGCAAAGGAUGUAACAUCUCAUGCAAAAGGAGAUGGAAUAGACCAGAAAAGUAUUGAUCCUUGCUAGCAACCUACCAAGUGCAAAUGAAAGGGAGCUGUUAACACAUGCUGGUGCUGGGGAAACUGGUACAAACAAUGUGAGUUUUCUACCUCUGCAUUUCUAAUGUCCUCCGCAUCUUGCUAGGUAGCUCCCAUUGCCCCCAGUGAGGUUUCAUAACCUUUUCUUUAGCGUCCCAAUAGAGAUUUGAAGUCUAUCAGAAGAACAGGAUGGAGAUAACUAUUUUCAGUUUGUUGUCACAUAAGCAUAAGCAGUACAAGACACAUGACUCCCACAAUACGGAUUUUAUUCAGUUGUGACCAGGGACAAGAAACUUAAAAAAUAGCCCCCAAAGAGUCAUAUAUUUAACUGUGUGUGUGUAUACACACACAUAUAUCAUAAAAAUACAUAUUACAUACAUUGUUUCUCUGCCUUCGUUUUGGGAUGUAAAAAUGAUGAAAAUCUUGUUUUUCCAGUAGGUAAGCACACUGUUGGCUAGUUAAGCAUGACAGAUUUGAAACUUCAUUGUCUCAAAAAUCAUUCAUUUUUGGCAAGUCAUUUAAAAAGACAAUCUUUACAUAGACUCCCUCUUGGGUUUUAAAGAAUGGCUCCAGUGUCCUUUCCUCUGCCAUACCAAGGUGUUCUUGAAAGGAGUAAAAGAUGUAUGAGCAUUCCAGUUGUGAUGUCAACCUUUUUUUUCCAGGGGAAAGAAAGUCUUUUAAGAAAAGAGAACUAGUGCAGUUAGCCUUCAGAACAUUUUAACCAGAUGAAGUUACCAAACAAAAGCAAAUUAACUUGCCUUCUGAACAUUAUCCAGUUACUUGCAUAGAUGAUGUGUUGAGUUCAUUUUAGUGUUUAAGUACCUCUACCAUAUGCAUUGGUGAAAGAUAAAUGCUUUCUGACUGCAAGGAAAUGGAUUUAUACUUUAAAAGAUUACUGCUGUCCUGAGGUAUAGCUGACAAGACAAUAAACUACACAUUUCAAAUGUAUUUGAUAAGUUUUGACGUGUACAUUCGUAAAACCAUCUUCACAAUAAAGAUAACAAAAUUAA
Manis javanica (Malayan pangolin) is the source of this 3924-nucleotide messenger RNA. RefSeq names its product PC-esterase domain containing 1A (gene PCED1A). NCBI's taxonomy places the organism in Eukaryota, Metazoa, Chordata, Mammalia, Pholidota, Manidae. The record is from RefSeq and is a predicted model, not a curated record.